This is a messenger RNA of Anoplophora glabripennis (Asian longhorned beetle), 486 nucleotides long. Its product is annotated as whirlin. The transcript is spliced from 2 exons. The annotation marks the transcript as partial. Gene Ontology annotation, molecular function: protein binding. The record is from RefSeq and is a predicted model, not a curated record. Gene Ontology annotation, cellular component: stereocilia ankle link complex; stereocilium tip; plasma membrane. NCBI's taxonomy places the organism in Eukaryota, Metazoa, Arthropoda, Insecta, Coleoptera, Cerambycidae.
GAGCUGGCUCACAAACUCUCCAGGAGCUUUGACAUGAAGGACGAACAGAACCUCCUGGAGGGGGAGGGGGGCAUGCGGCGACACCAAUCCAUGCAGCGACUGGCAAGGGACGGCUUGCCCGAGCAAAGGGACCCCGCCAGAGUGGUGCAGGACGAGGAGGGAAACCUUAGGAUAACCGUUAAAAAGACUAAACCCAUAUUAGGAAUAGCCAUAGAGGGGGGAGCUAAUACGAAGCAUCCCUUGCCGAGGAUAAUUAACAUAAAUGAAAAUGGUGCCGCAUUCUACGCCGGCGGCUUGGAGGUGGGGCAGCUGAUCCUCCAGGUAGACGGCACCAGAGUCGAAGGACUGCAACACCAAGACGUCGCCCGCCUUAUAGCCGAGUCCUUCGCGAGGAGGGACCGCGAAGAGAUAGAGUUCCUGGUCGUCGAGGCGAAAAAGAGCAAUAUGGAGCCGAAACCGACGGCACUCAUAUUUCUGGAAGCCUAA